AUGUCGCUACUUCGAAAGCCGAUGAAGCAAUACUCCUGGCUUCCAGACUCCAUUCAGGACGUCUAUGAGUGGCUCCAUUACUGUGAGCCCACCUGGGGCUACACAAUCUACCGGACGACCUACACUCCCCAAUCCAAUGCCGCUUUCCCGCGUAUGGUCGACCUCACCACGAAGCACAUGAAGAAUGGAUUCUACUGGGAAUACGAAUCUUCCCUUAGCUGGAGACCAAGGGCAAAGGAGUUCAUCAAAACGCCCUGGGAUGAAAUCUGGCCCAAUUACCAGCCACGAGUCAUUCAAGAUGCUUCCCAGUUCGACGGAGCAUCGAUCGACCAACUCCGCGAGCAUUUCAGGGCCGACGCAAUUAAGCGUGAUGUGCUCGAUAUGUUUCCUAGCUAUCGCAUGUUUAUUGUCAUUGACGAAGAAAGUUUUCAAACGUUACAGGACGCUCCCUUUCCAGGGGACAUGAACUACAAAGAGAGGAGACGUCAUUACGUGAAACUCGGCGAGGCGUUGGAGGUAGAUCCACAUGAGGAUUUUCCAGGGCAUAUGAAGUGUUCCCUGCCCUCGUUGUGGGAGGUGUGGACGGAUAUGUAUGACGGGGGUUAUAUGAAGGACUGUGGUGCGAUGAUACCCGACGAUUCUGAUGUUUUGUGA
Messenger RNA from Penicillium brevicompactum, 654 nucleotides. RefSeq lists its product as uncharacterized. Lineage: Eukaryota; Fungi; Ascomycota; Eurotiomycetes; Eurotiales; Aspergillaceae. The transcript has a single exon. Bases 1 to 654 code for a protein of 217 amino acids. The record is from RefSeq and is a predicted model, not a curated record.